GUUAAAUGACAAUUAAAGAACUCAAACACUUCCACCACCGCUGGUGUUACAACGGAAGAGAAUGAUGAAAAUGAUGCGGCUUCAUCAUCUAGUUCCGUUUCAACAAAAGCUCUCGCUGAAAAAUUCCUCUAGCAUAAAGGGUCCGGCUCUUGUGCCAAUAACGCAGCACCGUACCUUUCUCUUAAAAGCGCCUCUAAUGCAGCUGCUCGAUUGGAAAGGGCCGAGAGCCAAGGACAUCGUUUAUCAUCAUAUGCGUCUUCCCCAUUGCACAAUAAAUUCUCCUCAUCGCCAUCAACAAAUAAUAAUCCGAAGCAGCGAACUUCAGCGGAGCAACUUACCAUAAGUAACACUAGCAAUCAUCUCGAUGAAUCAUCAUCCCUAUCCCCACACCAUAUUAGUAGUAGUAGUAAAAUUUAUCAUCCCGCUCGAUUUAGCAGUAGCAGUAUGACUACUUCACCAACGAACAAUAACACUUGUACCAACAACCAUCAAAAGCCAAUGGAAUGCAUUCCAAAAUGUUCAUGCAGUAAUUCUUCCGGAGGCAUUGGCAGCGGCGGCGGCAACCAUAGCAUCGGACCACGUUAUAGCUCUUUAAAAUCACUCAAGCUAAACAAUACACCUAAUGGACCUAUUGUUGGAGGUGGUUUCGAGAGAAAAGCCUCAUCGACGACGGUGAAAAAACUCAGUUGCGAUGCUACCACAAGUCCUGGUCGAAUUCAUUCAAAAGAUACCGACAUGACAGCUCUCAAUGAGCUGCGAAAGAAAUCUGACGAGUUGAUAAAACUGGCCACUGGUCGUUCGAUUCCAAGUCCGCGUAGAGUUGUGGCCACACGAAAUGCAGCCACAAGUCCAAAUUUGGACAUGCGUAAACUUGGUCUCACCGAAAGAAAGCCAAAAGAAGUAGUGGCUGCUGCUGCAGUACCCACAACCACCACAAACAACAGCCAAAAAAUGGCCCUAGAGAAGUCAAAUUCUUUAGGUGAAUCCAAGCCGACAAAACAAUUACGCACCACAAGAAGCUUAUCACCACGUCCUCCGGUGCGUCACCAACAAGCCAUUAUUGUAUCCGACGAAAAUGAUAUUGUGUCGGUAAAGGUUUCACCCAAUGAAGAUUUCGAACUGGAGAAUGGCCUAUCGACAAGGAUGGCUGAGCUAAGUGUCCGCGCAAUGAGCGGCGAAAUUAAAGGAGCCACAAACACUGGAGGCGGAGUAGUUAAGAAAAAGCACAAAACAUCAAAGAGUGAACAAACCUCGCCGAAUAUAGCCGACUUUGACACAAAAUUCUCGUACAAUCAAACCAAUAACAAGAGCACCGGAUGCCUUGUUUAUGUGCCAUCAGAUCCGUGGCUCAAAAUGUCCGAUCUCGAAGAGUGUAAAGUUAAUUCGCUGCACAAAAGAUCAAAAAAUCUUCAGAAAAUGUCUAAAGAGACACGGUCAUUGAGUCGAAGCAAAAUAGAACCGCUUCCUAGUGACCCAUGGAUUUGGCGAAAGCCACCAGACUCGGCCAAUGGAGGGCCAAGAACAACAAGCAAUAUAAAGAAAUCGCCUAAAAAAGAAGUUUUCCGCCAGGCCAAGUCAUUCUCGGCCACCAAAUUCGAAUUGGGCGGUGGUGAAAAUACCAAAAGUCACCGCCCCAAAUUGCAGCGCUGCAAAUCGCCGCUGUUUAUUGAAGACGAUUUCCUACCACCUCCAAUGUCGGCUCCUUCUUCGCCGUUUCUAAAAGCACCCGAGAGUCAGUUCUCGCCACCGCCUCCACCAUUUACUGCCACUCCACCACCACCGGUACCGCCGCACUAUGUAUGCAAUAAUUCUCCAGUAACCUCGCCGGCUCGCACUAAGCCGACUGUCGUUGAGACUCAGCAACAACAACAACAACAGCAACAACCUCAGCAAGCUCAACGUAGUUUUCUCGAUGUUGUCAACCCGAAUCUGCUGCAGGCGCGUCACAGUUUCUCCUCAAUAUCGCAGCGGGAUGAUGAGCUGCAACUGAACAUUCGACGACUAUCAGAGCAAAUGCGCAAAACUCAGGCGGGCAGCGCUGCUGUUAUCACCACCACUGCCACUGGGGCUGACUUCAGUGACUAUCUUAGACAAUUUCGCUGCAGUGAAGCGAAAAAAGCCGCCGCCGCAGCACAAUUCCAGCAACAACAACAACAACCAUCACAACAGCCGCCCCUCCAUCAUCCAUCGCCAAAAGUCACACAAAACAAUCUCGAUUCAAUGUUGGAAACUACUUGUUGAAAAAAACGUACUUCAAUUUGCACCUUUCAGAUCUCUUCAUCCCCAUUUUGUAUCCCAUAAUUUUUUCUCUAUAUAUUAUAAUCCACACGAAGACACACACCGGAUGAGUGUGUUAAUCGUGAUGGAAAUGUUGUAAACAAAUUUAAAAGAUAAUAAUUCUCCUUGAAAACAUUAAAACAUAAAAACAACAUUUAAAAAAAAAAUAA
Episyrphus balteatus (marmalade hoverfly) is the source of this 2447-nucleotide messenger RNA. RefSeq names its product probable inactive serine/threonine-protein kinase DDB_G0278909. Bases 445 to 2241 code for a protein of 598 amino acids. The record is from RefSeq and is a predicted model, not a curated record. The transcript is spliced from 3 exons. NCBI's taxonomy places the organism in Eukaryota, Metazoa, Arthropoda, Insecta, Diptera, Syrphidae.